Molecule: messenger RNA, 4829 nt
Organism: Diceros bicornis minor
Lineage: Eukaryota; Metazoa; Chordata; Mammalia; Perissodactyla; Rhinocerotidae
Gene: DCUN1D4
Product: defective in cullin neddylation 1 domain containing 4
Exons: 11
Coding region: 554-1570 (338 amino acids)
Biological process (GO): protein neddylation; positive regulation of ubiquitin-protein transferase activity
Cellular component (GO): ubiquitin ligase complex
Molecular function (GO): ubiquitin-like protein binding; ubiquitin conjugating enzyme binding; cullin family protein binding
Source: RefSeq, a predicted model, not a curated record
ACCAUUGAGUAAAAUUGAUGCUGCUUGAAUGCACCAUGUUUGUUUGUUACAUUUGCAUGCCUUUGGGUGGCUCAGCUGGAAAUACAAGUCCUUAGGAGAUUAAAUCUAAACUCUUAAGCAGGGUUCACAGAUCCUUGUUUUCUGACCUUUGCCUUCCUUUUGAGUCUCCUCUUUUAUCAUGCUGCUUCUCACAUUUGAAGAUCUAAUGGUGUGGAUGCACUUGAAAUGCCCUGAAUAUAUCGAAUUUAAGACUUAGUGCCUUUGUACCUGCAUCCAUUCAUUCAUUGAGUGUGUACUGAGCACCUAAUAUGUGCCAGGCAUUGUUCUAGGUACUAGGGAUACAGCAGUGGACAAGACCAAGUCCUGACCUUCAUGAAGCCUGCAUUCUAAUGGGAGAGGAAUAUGACAAACAACUAUAAACAACUAUAUAAUAUAAAGAAAAGUAAAAGAAAAAGAAAGGUAAAGCAGUGUAAGGUGAUAAAAGAGUAAAGAGGGAGUCCUGUUGUUGGUCUGGCAAGUUUCUGUAAGAAGGUGAUAUUUACAUGGCAACCUGAUGAAGUGUGAGAGCAGGCCAUGUUACUAUGUUAUUAUGAGAGGUAAGAGGGCUCAAGGCAAAGACAACAGCGUGUGCAGAGGCCCUGAGGUACGAGUGUGCUUGGAGUGUUCACAGAACAGCAGGAAGGUCACUGUGACUGAGAAGAGGGAGCGAAGGGAAGACUUUCAGCUGAACUCUCAUCUCUCAACACUGGCAAAUAUUCAUAAGAUCUACCACACCCUUAAUAAACUAAAUCUAACGGAAGACGUUGGCCAAGACGAUCACCAAACAGGAAGUCUGCGGUCUUGCAGUUCUUCGGACUGCUUUAGUAAAGUGAUGCCGCCAAGGAAAAAGAGAAGACCUGCCUCUGGAGAUGAUUUAUCUGCCAAGAAGAGUAGACACGAUAGCAUGUAUAGAAAAUAUGAUUCAACUAGAAUAAAGACUGAAGAAGAAGCCUUUUCAAGUAAGAGGUGCUUAGAGUGGUUCUAUGAAUAUGCAGGUACUGAUGAUGUUGUAGGUCCUGAAGGCAUGGAGAAAUUUUGUGAAGACAUUGGUGUCGAACCAGAAAAUGUAGUUAUGCUUGUCCUAGCUUGGAAAUUGGAUGCACAAAACAUGGGUUAUUUUACUCUACAGGAAUGGUUAAAAGGAAUGACUUCUCUACAAUGUGAUACAACAGAAAAACUCAGAAAUACUUUGGAUUACUUAAGAUCAUUGUUAAAUGAUUCUACAAACUUUAAACUUAUUUACAGAUAUGCGUUUGACUUUGCACGGGAAAAGGACCAGCGCAGCCUAGACAUAAACACUGCCAAGUGCAUGUUGGGACUGUUAUUAGGAAAAAUCUGGCCCCUUUUUCCAGUUUUUCACCAAUUCUUAGAGCAAUCAAAAUAUAAAGUUAUUAACAAAGACCAGUGGUGCAAUGUGCUCGAGUUUAGCAGAACAAUUAAUCUUGACCUCAGCAACUACGAUGAAGACGGAGCGUGGCCAGUUUUGUUGGACGAGUUUGUGGAGUGGUAUAAAGACAAACAGAUGUCCUAGGACUUGAUACAUAGCAGCGCGAGAGUCACUGUUACCACAGUUAUGUCAACCAUUAGCCAUAAAUUGCUGUUUGUAUCAAAGCGCAUGCUGCUUUUCUUGCACUGUCUCCCUUUUGCAGGGACGUUUUGGUGUUUGCUAUUGAAUGGGCUGGCUCUGCCUGCUGUGUGGCAUUGUUCUCUUGGAAGGCUGCUUUGCAGUUUGUAUUUACACUACAGAUUGGUGAAUUUGCCAACGUCCUCACUGUGAUUAUGUGUAUAUUGCUGUUUAAAUUUUGUAUAUGUGUAUAAAAAAAAAGCUUCACCUAGAGAUUAUUUCUGCAAAAAUGUAUUGUAAAAAUAAUUUUUGUGGCAUAUUUCUAGUCCCUUUUUUCAAAUGAACCAAUUAUACUUUAUUUGGUCUCAAAUGUAGCAUUUCAGAAAAUAAGACAACUGUUACCAUAAGCAAGUUUUGCCAGAGUUUACCUUAUUGUUUAAGAGGCCAACUUUUGGAAGGGAAGUGGGAGUCAUAACUUUUCAGAGGCAUAUGCCAAAUAUAAUUUGGUCUACUUAAAUAUUAGCGUUUUUAAAUGAUGCAAGUUGUAAUUAUUUGAACAUAUAGACAUGUACCGUGCCACAAAUCAUUUCCACCAUGCAAGGUAUAGGUUUUUAUUUUCUAAUGUUAAAGCUGUGGUAGUUUGAAUAUAGGUACAAAUGAACAAAUUAAAGUUGCACCUUUUUUUAAAUGGGUUUUAAACUCUUAUAAACUUUCUUUAGUGUUUUUUUUCUUUCUUUCUUUUGCAUUCUUCUAGUCAGUGUUGGGUCUGCUGAUGCUUUCUAUGCCAUUCUAAGUGAAAUUUAUUUUGCCUCCUCCGUGAAAACCUAAUGGUUUGCUAGCAAUUUAUAACUGCAGAGCACUUUUAGUUGUGGCUUGAAUUUUGAGUUAAGCUUUCAUCAUGUCUAAUUUUCUAGUUUUUUGGAAAAAGAACUAUACUGUAAGUGAGAGGUGUUUUGUUUUGUUUUGUUCUUUCCUUUUUUGUUUCUUUCAUGCUAGGCUUUUCCUGGCAGCUUGUCCAUUGCAGGCAGUGGACAGGAAACCACCAGCAUUGAGCUAACUCUGUUACACGGUAGGACCUUUCUUGGAAGGGCCACUCGUCAUUACCUGAGUAAUUUGUACAGAAAGGUGAUAGCCAUUAUUUAUGUGGAUGAGGAAGCAAGAGUAAACAAGACGGUAUUUUUAGGUUUGUAUUUUAUGUCUUGUUUUUUUCUUUCCUUGCCUUACCCUUCUUGAGGAAUUGUAUAGAUAACGUGUUGUCCCCUCAACUUUCUGGUGCUAUUGAAUGACUGAUUUAGUCCCUAAAGUUUUGUGGAAAAACAAGGCUAAUGAUUUAAACCAAGUAAAAAAGUGGUGCAUUUGAACAAGUGAAUGCUACAGUUGUGAGCAAGAUCCGUGAUUGAACAUAUAAUGAUUGGACGAGGUUUGGAUUAUUUCAAAAUCUGGCCAAAAAGUCUUUUGGAUUAAAUGUGAACCUUGAAAUGGCGUGAAAUGAGUAAAGCACACAGACAAUGCUACUCUCGACCACUAUUUCACAGUUUCUUUGCAAACAGUGUUCUGAUUUUCAUAUUAUUUUUUUCCCUAACUGAACCACCAAAGACAGACAUUUUGUGUGUAUAUACAGUGUGUGUGCAUAUACAAAAUCAUGGUAUGGUAGAAUGAAAUUGCUUCCUUUUUCUACCAAAUAGAAAAGUUUGGUUUGCUGUGAAAUAAACCAGAAGUUUGAAAAACUCUGUAGUGGUUAAGCAUACUUAAUCAUUCCUUGUUUAGGAAUUACAGACUCACUUCUACCUUACACAUUCAUACCAGUUUGCACAAAUUAAUGUCUCGAAAGAAUAGAAGAUGUUGACGGCAAGCACAGCUCUUGAGACCGAGGUGUUGAAAGGGGUUCCCUUCUGACAGGUGCCUGUGGAGUUCAGUGGUGAUAGGCCAUAGGCAGGUUCGAAUCUGUGGAGGACUUGAUUCAUUUUCAAAAGGAUCCCAUAAAGUUAAAAAAAUCACACUUUAAAGGCAGCAGUUCUUAAAUUUGAUCAACUGUAGUUUUGUUUAAAGCAAAUAUAAAAUCAUAGAUGAAAUUAUCUUAAAAGCUAUUGUUAGAAACUGGAGAAGUUUUUAAACACUAAGCACAGUGAAUCCUAAAAUAAAAGUGUUGUUACAGGGGUGAUGUUACAUUUCAUCACAAUGAACAUUUUGAUGAUGGAGGAAAAUCCAAGUAAAAAGUAGUUUAUGAUGAAUAAUAUGAAAGUAAGUAUUCCACAGGAAUAAACUUGCAUAUUUAGAAAACUCCAAAUAAUCUUUAAACUGUCUUGAAAAAUAAACCUCUGUGAGUGCAGAAUGCUUGCCCUUGGUUUUCUUGAUUUUAUGCAGUUAUUUUUAAAGGGAGAAAAAGGGGUCAGACAGAGUAAUAAGAUACGUUUUCUUAAAAAUACCCCUAAGUUAUGUAAAACUGAGCAAUCAUCAAGCGCUUGUUUACUGGCUAGUGUUAAAGAAAUUAGGGUGCCUUCUUCUGGUUUUUCUUUGUUACCCAAGUCUACGCCCUCUCUCUCUUUCCAUUGUGUUUGGAACUCCACAUUGCAAUACUCUGUCACAUUGGAAUACAACUGUUAGAUGUUUACUGCUGAGGUAGGUCAGAAAUUUGGUUAUUUGAUUUGCCGUAAACACCCACUCUAAUGGUACGUGCAGCUUUUUUGAAGCAUGAACUCGGAAUUAAGUUUUUAUAAAUCUAACUAGACAAACACCUAGAUUCUGGUUUAACAACAGAUUUCUGUUGCCUGUCAGUGUCCAUUUUAUCAGUGCUUUUGAAGUUUAUACAGAGAGCUUUAAAAGUUAGUUUGUGUCCUUGGUUUUUAUUCUUACAACUGCUAAAAUACCUCUGUAAGCCUUAUCUUUUAUUCUUUCAUAUGUUGUAUAAUAACUGUAUAGAAUUCAUUGACCAACUAAAAUGUUGGGUGUCUGUAAAUGAGACCAAAACGUGGGUUGCUUUUUUUCAUAAAAUAACUUCUCUUGGAGGUUACUGUUAAAUGAACAGCAGCUAACCUGUAACUGUGAAUGCUUCUUGUCGUCAGUAUUUGCAUUACACUCAUAAACGUGUGCAAGUCCUGUGACUCCCGGCUUAACUGAAAUACUGUUAUGCCACCGAACUUGAGUAUAGCAAACUGGUUUUAGGUUUAAUGGAAUUGAUGUAAAAUGAUAUCCCCAAAAUAAAAAGUAUUUGUGUUUGGUUUCAGAA